Armigeres subalbatus is the source of this 1748-nucleotide messenger RNA. It is a transcript of the gene U4-U6-60K, whose product is annotated as U4/U6 small nuclear ribonucleoprotein Prp4. Gene Ontology annotation, molecular function: protein binding; U4 snRNA binding; U6 snRNA binding. Gene Ontology annotation, biological process: mRNA splicing, via spliceosome. The transcript has a single exon. Gene Ontology annotation, cellular component: U4/U6 x U5 tri-snRNP complex. The record is from RefSeq and is a predicted model, not a curated record. Bases 186 to 1709 code for a protein of 507 amino acids. Lineage: Eukaryota; Metazoa; Arthropoda; Insecta; Diptera; Culicidae.
CUAUUAAAAAUGCUGUUUUUGACCGUUUGUUGACGCAUGCAUCAGAAGAAAAUCGUCCUCAAAACGUUCACAACACAAAAUCUAUUUCAAAACGCGCUUGUUUCACUCGUUCCAGUAUUUUCAAUUUGAUUCUCCUACAUUAAAAAUAUAACAAGUGAAUAACUACAGUGAAAGUGAUUCCUACAAUGUCCGAUGACGAAGAGCUAGUUUAUGUGAAGCGGCCCAAAACGAUUCAUUAUGGUUCGCUGGAGGAUACGGAGCGAAUGCGCCAGCUGAAGGAUUCUGGAUCGGAAUUGUACCAAGGGGCAGGCAGCUCCAGCGACAUUGGGCAAAUUUUUACCUCCAGUGAGUAUUUUGACUUGGAAAAUGAAGUUUCGAAGGACAAGGCCGCGCUACUUGAAGAGUUCGAGCGAAAGAAGAAAGCCCGCCAAAUUCAUGUCAGUACGGAUGAUUCGGAGGUGAAGAAGAAUUUACGAGCGUUGAACGAACCGAUUUGUUACUUUGGAGAAGGACCGGCCGAACGGCGCAUACGUCUGAAGGAGUUGCUCGCAUCUCUGGGGGAAAGUGCUAUUCCGCAGAAAAGCACCAAGGAUGAGGACAAGAAGCAACAGGUGCACAAGGAGCAAGAAUCCACAUGGUAUCACGAAGGACCGGAAUCGCUUAGGGUUGCACGAGUUUGGUUGGCAAAUUACUCACUGCCGCGGGCCAAGAAACGUUUGGAGGAAGCUGCUGAGCAACUGCAACUUCCAAGUGCUACCAAAGCGGGUCGUAUGGUUGAAUUGCAGAAACGGAUACAAUCGCUAGCUCCUCUGUGCAGUCAGGUAGGAGAUGUGAGACCGAUCACCAAUUGUAGUUUCAACCACGACUCAAGUCUGUUAUUGACAUCCAGCUUAAGUUCCAUGUGUAAGGUAUGGUCGGUACCAGACUGUAAUCUGGUGCAAACUUUGCGCGGUCAUCAAUUCUAUGUUAGCGCUAUCGCAUUUCGAGAUGGAAUAGCAACAGACUCGAAGGGGGAGGUGGCGAUGGCAUCGGGUUGUUACGAUGGCACUGUUAAGCUGUGGUCUUUCGAUAGCGAAGAAGCCGUAGCAGACAUCAACGGGCACGUACCGCAUCGAGUGUCUCGUUUGGCGUUCCAUCCCUCUGGACGAUUCCUGGGAACGGCAUGUUAUGAUUCGUCCUGGCGGUUGUGGGAUUUGGAACAGAAGCAAGAGGUAUUGCAUCAAGAAGGACACGCCAAAGCGGUUCAUUGCAUCGCAUUUCAAGUGGACGGAAGCGUCUGCGUCACCGGAGGACUGGAUGCUUUUGGGCGUGUUUGGGAUCUUCGUACCGGACGAUGUAUCAUGUUCCUGGAAGGGCAUCUUAGUGCGAUUUACGGUGUUGACUUUUCACCGAAUGGGUAUCACAUUGCGACAGGAAGUCAGGAUAAUUCAUGCAAGAUUUGGGACCUGAGGAGACGACACCCGGUGUACACGAUUCCAGCGCACGCAAAUUUGAUAUCCGACGUCAAGUAUCAGAAAAAUGGAGGCCACUUUCUGGUGACAUCCAGUUAUGACAAUACGGCAAAGAUUUGGUCAAACAAAACGUGGCAACCACUGAAGACGCUGUCGGGGCAUGAUAGCAAGGUGAUGAGUAUCGAUAUUUCACCCAAUUCUCAGCACAUUGCCACCACUUCGUAUGAUCGUACGUUUAAACUGUGGAGUCCUGAAUAAUGUUUGAUCUAAGAUAAUACAAUUUUCUAGAAAACCAAA